GAUCUUAGUAUCGAUUUUUAAAUGUUGCCAAUCUUGUUAGGUACUUGCUAAACCUCACUACGCCAUAUCCCGACGAUGCUUGUCGCAGCUCCUCCACCAUGAACGGCGUAAUAGAGGCGCUGCACAUCUACGAUGAGCAUAAUCGCGCGAUCCUCUCUCAUACCUACGCCUCUCGCCCACUUUCCGCGAAUCAUCUUCUACCGCUUUAUCUCGAACACCCAACUCCGAGACCCAACCUGAUCUACCUACCAAAUACUAACCCGCCGACACUUGUAUUUAGCCUUACGCAUGCGAAUCUACUUUACCUAGCCACCUCUUCCUCGGAAAUUGAACCUCUCCUUGUCCUUGAAUUUCUCCACCGCAUCAUCGAUGCCCUCGAAGAGUUCCUUGGCGCGCCGGUCUUAGCGCACAAGAUCGAAGCAAACUACGAUGUCGUUGCUCAACUACUUACUGAGAUGUGCGAUGCCGGCACCAUUAGCACCACCGAACCGAACGCCCUAAGAGACGUGGUGGAAGUGGAAGGUCUUCUAGGGAAACUACUGGGUAGCAUUAAUCUACCUGGCAAAUCCCCAACCCUUCCUAGUACGGCGUCCCUCAUGGCCCAGAAUGUUCCCGCGCUACCUUGGAGACGAGCGAACGUGCGACAUACGUCGAACGAACUCUAUGCCGACGUCGUGGAGACCCUAACGGUUACUCUUGCACCGUCUGGCAGACCUAUUGCUGCGUUUGCCAAUGGAACCAUCGCGUUUACGUCUAAGGUAUCCGGGAUACCAGACAUACUUUUGAACCUCACAGGGCCAUCCGGGAAGCACAAUUUGAAAAGCGUAAUGGAGCUUCCGGUGUUUCAUCCAUGCGUACGGCUACAGAAAUGGAGGGAUAAUCCGGGAGAACUCAGCUUUAUACCUCCGGAUGGACGUUUUAUUCUUGCAGGCUACGAAGUGGAUUUGUUGCCUUUCACUAAUGGGAAGAGCGGAAAUUUGAGCUCGAAUAGUCUCAGGCUGCCGGUAAAUAUAGAGGUUAAGACGGGGUUGGGGUCAACCGGUUCCGAUUUCGAGGUGCGACUUAACAUUAACAGGAAUUUCGGGUCAGCUAAUUCUUCAAUAUCUGGAUCUUCCAGCAGGGGAGGUGCAGGCGGAAGAGGUUUUGGCGGGCCGCAUUCUGGUUCAGCCGCCGCGCCAUCAUUACAAGACCUUAUAGUUUCGGUACCGUUACCUUCUGAGGUUAGAAACCUCUUAGACAUACGACCGAGCAAAGGAGACGCCAGUUUCAACCCGGGGGAUAAAGUACUGGAAUGGGUUAUACCGACCAAGGAGCUUGCAUCUGGGUCAUCGUACUACGGCCUUCGGUGCACAGUGCAAGGUCCUCUGGCUGAAGAUCAAGAGGACCCAGAUCCCAAUGGAUUUGGCUUUGGUAGGGACUACACUUACGACGAGCCGUACCAAAGCAGUGCGGAUUUGAAGGCUAAAAAGAACGAAGGAAGCUCCGAGGAUGAGAAGGAUGCGAAGAAGAUUGCCCAGAAUAAGAUUCUGAUGCCAAGCUCUGCAUCCGUCAGUUUUUCGGUUAAGGGGUGGUUAUCAAGUGGAAUCAAGGUCGAAAGCAUCCAGAUCGACCCGAGAAAAAGUCGGGGGAUCGGUGAGGGAGUAAAGCCAUAUAAAGGGGUCAAAUACCUCACUAUCAGUAAAGGGGGCGUCGAGAUUAGAUGUUGAACGCUGCGUUUACGUUUUACGCACAGCGGACGUUACAUUCGGCGUUGGAGUACCUACAUGUACCUAGGUAUGCAUUGCAUAAUUGGCGUUAUGGCACACUGGCUGGAGCUGCUGGAGCUACGGAUAUCACCAUACAUAGAUCAACAUGGCAAGAGCUAGCAAUUGCAAGAUUAUACGGCCUCCU
Messenger RNA from Annulohypoxylon truncatum, 1890 nucleotides. Its product is annotated as Adaptor complexes medium subunit family-domain-containing protein. The record is from RefSeq and is a predicted model, not a curated record. The coding region runs from base 99 to 1706 and encodes 535 amino acids. The transcript has 2 exons. Gene Ontology annotation, cellular component: clathrin adaptor complex; cytoplasmic vesicle. Lineage: Eukaryota; Fungi; Ascomycota; Sordariomycetes; Xylariales; Hypoxylaceae. Gene Ontology annotation, biological process: intracellular protein transport; endocytosis.